Messenger RNA from Tetrahymena thermophila SB210, 1695 nucleotides. Its product is annotated as ABC transporter family protein. Gene Ontology annotation, molecular function: ATP hydrolysis activity; ABC-type transporter activity; ATP binding. The transcript is spliced from 8 exons. The record is from RefSeq and is a predicted model, not a curated record. Gene Ontology annotation, cellular component: membrane. NCBI's taxonomy places the organism in Eukaryota, Ciliophora, Oligohymenophorea, Hymenostomatida, Tetrahymenidae.
AUGUAAUUAUACUCAGAAAAAACUAACUCUAUUGAUAUAACAUUUAAAGAUGUUUCUAUCACAAUUCAAACCAAAACUGGAGAAAAAUAAUUACUCAAGAAUGUCUCAGGUAUCUGCAAGCACUCAGAAAUUACAGCUAUAUUAGGUUCAUCUGGCGCUGGUAAAACCACUUUGUUAAAUACUAUUUGUGGCAGAAUAUAGAAUAAUAAGACUACUUAAGUUAGCGGAACUAUUUAGGCUAAUUCUAAUGAUGUCACUUUUGAAAAUUUCUCAGAAUUUGGUUCUUAUGUAAUGCAAGAUGAUGUGUUACUAGAGACUAUGACUGUUAGAGAAUGUCUUUAAUUUGCAGCCAACUUAAAGGUCUAAGGAGGUUAAUAAGAAAAAGAUAAAGUUGUAGAUGAAACUUUGAAAAAUUUAAAAUUAAUGAGAUGCUAAAAUACAUUUAUUGGAGGAUAAUUUGUUAAAGGUAUUUCAGGAGGAGAAAGAAAACGCACAUCGAUUGGAUUUGAACUUGUUACAAACCCUUCAGUGCUUAUUUUAGAUGAACCAACUUCUGGGUUAGACAGCUUUACAGCUUAUCUAUUAAUCACUGAGCUCAAAAGAUAUGCUUAAUAAAAAGGGAAGACAGUAAUAUUUACUAUUCACAGUCCUUCAUCUGAUAUAUGGUCUAUGUUUGACAGAAUUAUGCUUCUUGUUGAUGGUAGAUUUAUAUACUAAGGAGGAAGUAACGAUCAAAUUAUCAAACAUUUUAGUAAGAUAGGCUUUGAAUGCCCAAAACUUUAAAAUCCGGCAGGGUACACUUCUUAAAUGAAGCAGAUAGUUGAGUCAGAAAUUGAAUAAAAACUAGAUUCAUAAAUUAUUGUGAAUAAAUAUUCAACAUCUUAAUUAUAUCAAAUUUCUCAGAUAGCUAAAAGAGCUUUUUAUACAGUUAAAAGGAAUCCAAUUCUAUUCAGAGUUCGUAUUUUUUAAGCAGUAGCAAUGGGAUUAAUUAUAGGUUUAAUUUAUCUCUAGAUGGAAGAUGGAUCAAAUAAUCCCACAAGCAUUAGAGAUAUGAAUGAUAGAAAUGGACUUUUAUUUUUUGUUUGCAUUAAUUAAUUGAUGAUGUCUCUUAACCCAUGUCUUGUAUCUUUCCCAUCUAUGAGAGGAGUAUUUUUGAGAGAAGAUAAUUCUAAACUUUACACAGUUUUUGCUUAUUACUUUGGGAGAUUGAUUGUUGAAAUAAUCCCUUCUAUUAUAGCCCCUAUAGUAUAUGGCAUAAUAUAAUUUUACAUGAUUGGACUUAACGAUCACACAUCAGCAAAUGUUAUUUUCUAUUUAUUCAGCUUAGUACUUAACAGUUUACUGGGAUUAGGUAUGGGUUAUAUUGGAGGUGCUAUAUUUUCUCAAAGCAAAACUGCGAUUAUUAUGGGACCAUUAAUUUUCCUUCCUAAUGCACUUUUCGGAGGAUACUUCAAGAACAGAAAAGACUUUGCAGAUUGGAUUUCGUGGAUUGAAUACCUCUUUCCUAUUAAAUAUAGCUUCAACGCUAUUGCUGCAAAUGAAUAUGAAUAUACUAAAUUUACUCCAAAUCCAACUACAUUACUUGAUAUGCAAUUUUCUAAAUGGGAAUGUACUUACAUAUAAUUAGGAUUUUUGGGAGGAUACUUAUUAAUCAGUUAUAUCUGCUUAGCGCUUAAUAAAAAGAGAUUAUAGUGA